Messenger RNA from Cantharellus anzutake, 1262 nucleotides. RefSeq lists its product as uncharacterized. The coding region runs from base 347 to 1045 and encodes 232 amino acids. The transcript has 3 exons. The record is from RefSeq and is a predicted model, not a curated record. Lineage: Eukaryota; Fungi; Basidiomycota; Agaricomycetes; Cantharellales; Hydnaceae.
UUCUCAUCGGCUGCAGGGCUUUCAGCUUUAUCUAGCCCAACCGAAAAAGGACCGUAGCUCUAAUCAAUUAAAGGACUCCCAACUGAGAAGCAGAUUUCCUUGCUAAAUAUCAUUAGCAAAAUGUCCGAAGGCACGUAGUCAACACAGGUAGAUCUUUUUUGGCUUUGUUAUCGAGCCGAAUGAUUUGGGUAGCGUGGCUUACGUCCUGGCUUUAUCUCCACAAUGGGCAUUUUGUAUUUACCAUCCUGCUUUGGUAAAGAGGCUGGGAUACUGCCUUAUUCGUCGUGGGUUGAGCGGCCUACCUGUCCCAUCUGUUCAGCACCCCCUCAGCGAUUGCUAACGCACAAUGUCUGGCCGAUCUGGGUUCUUUCGGUUUUCCGGGAGACGGCAUUCCUCCAAGCGUCCUGGCGGGCAACCCAUAACUCCUGCUCCCAACAUCCAGAUCACUCCUUCCCCCACUGCGAACGAUGCAACCACUAGCAAAGAUCGUGAUGGAUCUGAGGGAUCUCGUCUUCAGCCUCCUACUGCGUCAACUGAUCGUAGUUCUCGAGACCGGAAGCAGAGAAGGUCUUUUUGGCACGCUAUAGCUGAGCCGUUCAGCAGAAGUCCCAGUCCCAGUCCCACUCAUAUCGACCAAUCGAAGUCCUCCGAUCCCAGACAAUCUGAUCCCUCUACACCAAAUCCGCCAUCCCAUAAUCCAUGGCCAUCUCCCAUUCUCCCUGAGGGGGCCAUCGAUAUCUCUCACACGAUGCCCAGCGAGCGCGUCAUUCAUGGCAACACUGGGAGUCCCGCCACGCAGCCAGGACUCACAGGCGUGGAUCUAGACAUUCCAUCGUCAAUUGAUCAAACGUCGCCAUCUUCAGGCGUUGAUGCUAGUGGCGGAAAGAAAACAAUCAUCGCCGCCACAAGGCUCGUCCUCCAAACUGCCGCCUCUGCUCUUAAUUUACGAGGUCCGCAGGGCAUUGCAAUUUUCCGAUCUGAUGAUAUAACUUUUAUGUUUUCAUUCAGACGAUCGACAACAAUGACGAAAAUCUCAAGGGAUUAGACGAUGAAGUUCGAAAGGCUCACGAAACGAUCUUUAGACCACUCCUGUUGUGGACCGGCCAGGUUCCUCCCGAAAUAGGUGAUCUAAUUCAACAAUUUAACCUAGCUGUAAAGCAACAAUUGCAGCAAAUUGAAGCACUCAAGCAUCAAAAACUUGCCAAGAGGGUAAUCCUGGCGACUGAGAUAUCGCAGGAGAUAAGCACCGUGAGGUCCUGCAU